Molecule: messenger RNA, 739 nt
Organism: Archocentrus centrarchus (flier cichlid)
Lineage: Eukaryota; Metazoa; Chordata; Actinopteri; Cichliformes; Cichlidae
Product: protein FAM133-like
Exons: 3
Coding region: 1-513 (170 amino acids)
Cellular component (GO): nucleoplasm
Source: RefSeq, a predicted model, not a curated record
AUGGAUGGAUGGAUGGACGGACGAAUUGUUUCAAAACGACAUCAUUUCCCCUCAAGUUCCAGUUCCUCAGAUUCAUCAGCCUCAGACUCUGAGUCGUCUUCUUCACCGAGUGACGGGAAAAAGAGCAAGAAGGCCAAGAAGAAGAAGAAGAAGAAAGUGUCACAGUUUGGCAAAAGAAUGAAACACCCAGAAGAUGUCAAACACAGGUAUAUGUUUGUUCUUAAAACAUUCAAGAAAACACACAGCCUGAACCGAAGUUGUGAAAAACUCAACGUGGAUCGAAACACUAUUGCCUACACAGCCGUCAUUGCUGAAGUCCUUUUGGUAGCGGACAGCAAGGAGAAAUGUAGGGUUCCACCCUUUACUGGCGGCUCACUCCUUAAGUAUGCAAAAGAGGUGAAGGUUUUCCUUGAUGAUGAGCCAGAGUUAAGAGCAAGAAUAGACAAAAAGAAAAAAGAGAGAGUUGUUGCCCAUCUCUUACAAAAUCAAAGGGAAUUAGGAAGUUCUUCUUGAUUUUUUCUAUUUUUUUGUCACAACCUUUUGAGAAAAUGUUUGCAGUUUUAACAUGAAUAGUUUAGUUAAUGAGAAGUCUGUUUUUUCCAGCUAUUUCCAGGAUUGGAUGAUGUUUUAUUAAUUUCUUUGUGAUAACUAUUCAUGUGUGAUAAGUUUUUCUUUGAAUAUUACCCAUAAGAAGUGAAACCAUAGGGUUGUUUUAUUGAUUUACUUUGUUUUAUUUUUU